AUGCAAAACCUGAGUAUCAUGAAAAUUGGGGGAGCUAGAUCUCCACAAUUACUAAAUACUGACUGUCAUAGAUUUAAGAAUAUUGAUCAAAAUUCACCUUCAUUAUUAAUGAAGUCCUUGUCUCAGUCAAAUUCAAUGCUAGAUCCAAGAUUAAACCCAGGAUUAUUCAAAGAAAUUACGGAGCAAAAAUAUAGAGACUAUAAAAAGUUAAAUUUCAGAGUGGGAUUACUAUUAAAUUCGCUUGAAGAUACUAUGGAAGCUGUUAGCGUUAGAGAUGACUGUUCGCUGCAGCCUAUUCCUAUAAGGCUAGAUAUUAAGUGCUCAAGACUCAUGAAUCGACGAAGAACCGAUCCAAUGGGGUUUAUUAAACGAGUGGAACCCAAACAUUUUUAUUAA
Molecule: messenger RNA, 396 nt
Organism: Blepharisma stoltei
Lineage: Eukaryota; Ciliophora; Heterotrichea; Heterotrichida; Blepharismidae
Source: the annotation of a GenBank genome assembly